Messenger RNA from Carassius auratus (goldfish), 2550 nucleotides. Its product is annotated as gastrula zinc finger protein XlCGF8.2DB-like. The coding region runs from base 411 to 1556 and encodes 381 amino acids. Gene Ontology annotation, molecular function: RNA polymerase II cis-regulatory region sequence-specific DNA binding; DNA-binding transcription repressor activity, RNA polymerase II-specific. Gene Ontology annotation, cellular component: nucleoplasm. NCBI's taxonomy places the organism in Eukaryota, Metazoa, Chordata, Actinopteri, Cypriniformes, Cyprinidae. The transcript has 2 exons. The record is from RefSeq and is a predicted model, not a curated record. Gene Ontology annotation, biological process: negative regulation of transcription by RNA polymerase II; regulation of cytokine production; regulation of immune system process.
AGGCUGCGCCGCGCUUCUGCGUUUGUUGUCAUUCUGCUGAAGAAAGGUUUGUGUUUUCGCCAUUAAAGUGUUUAAAUUGAUGCCAACCGUUUUGUGCGAGUAAAGCGCACCCUCACACGAGUAACAGAGAAGAGAUGUGUUUAAUUUCGUUCCAAACAUCGUGAAUCAGUUUAUGUUUAACACGAAUUCAAUCACUGGCAAUCUGCUGUUUAAAUUAUUACUUGCUGCUAGGAAAGAACAUUUAGUUUCAAGGAGCUGAUUGAGACGCACCCACAGAUGAGAUUAAAUUUCGAUUUACCUUCCUUUUUUGUUAAUUAUUCUCAUCUUAAACAGGGCAGUGUAUAACGUUAAAAACACAAAAAAACACCUGCUGAAGUGACUGAGAUCCACGUGACUCACUUUUUAUAAGGAUGGAGUUUAUUAAAGAAGAGAGUGAAGAUAUUAAGAUUGAAGAAACAUUCAGAGUCAAACAUGAAGAUACUGAGGAACAAACAGAGAUUGAGUUUAUGAAAGAAGAGAGUGAAGAAACAUUGAGAAUCAAACAUGAAGAUACUGAGACACAAACAAAGAUUGAGUUUAUGAAAGAAGAGAGUGAAGACAUGAAGAUUGAAGAAACAUUCAGAGUCAAACAAGAAGAUACUGAGACACAAACAGACCUGACGCUGCUGAAAGAGGAGAGUCAAGAACUGCAUGAUGUAAAGGAAGACAAACAUCUGUAUGAGAAACAUAAUGAUUUCAUAAUGGCAAACGAUAUUUUAGUUGCUCAAACUAAAAACAGUCCCUCACAAAAAAGUUAUAUCACUUGCGAACAGUGUGGAAAGAGUUUUGCCAGAAAGUUAGGACUUAAGGUCCACAUGAGAAUUCACACUGGAGAGAAACCUUUCACCUGCCAACAGUGUGGAAAGGGUUUUAUUGAAAAUGGAAACCUUACAAAACAUAUGAGAGUUCACACUGGAGAGAAGCCUUUCAUGUGCCCUCAGUGUGGAAAGUGUUUUACACAUCAAGCAACCCUUAAUACCCACAUGAAAAUGCACACUGGAGAGAAGCCGUUCGCAUGUGAUCAGUGUGGAAGAAGGUUCAGGAGGAAACCAACCCUUAAUGACCACAUGAGAACUCACACCGGAGAGAAGCUGUUCCCAUGUGAUCAGUGUGGAAGAAGGUUCAGAAGUAAACAAAACCUUAAUUGUCACAUGUAUAUUCACUUAAGGGAAAACCAUUUCAACUGUCAUCAGUGCGAAAGGAGUUUCACAGACAAGGAACACCUUAAGAAUCACAUACUAACUCACAUCGGAGAAAAGCCUUUCAUGUGCCAUAUCUGUGGAAAGAGCAGCACAAACAAAGGAAACCUUAAGAUUCACAUGAGAACUCACACUGGAGAGAAACCUUUCACCUGCCCUCAGUGUGGAAAGAGCUUCACAGUUAAAGGAACCCUAAAGAAUCACAUGAGGAUUCACACUGGAGAGAAACCGUACACAUGUGAUCAGUGUGAUAUCAGUUUCGCAUAUAUCCCAGAGCUGAAACGUCAUCAGCAAUCUCAUUCUGGGCAUAGUUCAUAAGUGUGAUGGGGUUAAAAAAACUGAGCAUCUGUGCAUUAACUCCGGAUAAAGAGAGAGUAUUUUAACAUGUCAUGCAGAUGUUUUUGUUCUUUGAAAAGAGUUUUAAAAUUUAGCCAUUUCUAAUGGUACCAAUUAAUCAAUUGAUUGAAUCAAGGCAUCACUAUUUGAUUCAGAUUAAUGCUCAUUAUAUUACAUAAUGUUCUACUUUGCUUUGAAUGGCACAAUGACAAUAGAAACUGAUAGAUAAAAGGACAAACUGAAUGAAACAAUGAACAUUGCACUGCGUAUCGGAUUCAUCUUUAGAGAGUGAAAGCACAGGUAAACAUGUUUUCAAUCACAAAGCGUGCUGGAUUCCAGGACCUGGACAUCAGAACUGCCUCUGUAAAAAAACAAACCAAGUUUUAUCAAACAAUUAUUUUGGAUUCACUGACAUAUUGUACUUACUUUUUUAUGACUUUCAUAAAGGCACGUUCAUGCCAAGGAUGAUAUUAGCGUCUACACCAACAAACAAUAUUUGUUUAUUCUAUAUGACGUCUGUUUUUUCUAAGUUAUUCAUUUUUAUUUUCUGAAUUGCUGUCAGUGUUUUCAUUGUUCAUCAGCUGGAAAAAAUCGUUCUGAAAGUGAUUCCAGCUAUAUUGUUUCUCUGUGCCUUCAUUCUUAUAGCUGUGGUGACAUUCUUUUAAAUGAGAACGAUUUUAAGAACUAUAUCUUUAUAGUUAUCAUCCUUGGUGUGAACGGGUCUUAAGAGUCAUGUUUUGGAGUGCUUUCUUUUUCCACUUUCCGAACACUGUAGGAGGCCACUACCCACAUCAUCCGCCAGUUGUUCUUCUUAAGGUUUGGACCUCCAACGAGAUUGGUGUUGUCUGCAAGAUAGAAAUAUUAUAUACCAUAAUUUUUGUUUGUUUGUUAAAUAACAUGGAUUAUCAUGGACAGUUAAUCAUGGACGGUUCACUAGUAACACACCCAAGGCUGGCGUUGGCUAUAAACAAAGCAA